AUGGAUUUCCAGUCAUUGCUCCCUGAGCUGACUCUUGAAGAGAAAGUAUCCCUUCUCUCAGGGCGAGAUUUCCAUGCUGCCGCUGGCAUCGAUCGCCUGGGCAUCCCGCCUAUGAAAGUAGCUAACUCUGUGAAUGGUAUUGGUCCACAUGACAUGGAACUUGAGGUGACUACUGCCAGUUUCCCCAGCACUACAUGCUACGGCUCAACAUUUGACGCUGAGCUUCUUGGCCGUUUAGGCGAGGAACUGGCCGUGCAAGCGAGAUUGAAAAGCGCACAGCUUGUACUGGGACCUACUAUCAAUAUUCACCGUGAUCCGCGAGGUGGCCGCAAUUUCGAGUGUUUCAGCGAGGACCCUCUCGUAUCUGGCCAGCUAGCUGGUGCUAUUGUGAACGGCUUGCAUCGAGGCGGACUUGGCGUAUGUGUAAAGCAUUUCGUAUGCAACGAUGCAGAGACACAUCGCCAUUCCUAUAACGUCAGGGAAUCGAUUGACGGAAGGACACUGAGAGAGAUAUACCUUGCAGCAUGGCAACACCUUUUAAGAACAUCUGAUCCUGAAGGUGUGAUGACUGCGUAUAAUAAGAUCGACGGUCAGUUCUGCAGCGCCAAUCGGGAUCUGAUCGAAAGGGUCUUGCGACGCGACUGGGCCUUUAAGGGCAUGACCAUGUCAGACUGGUUUGGAGUUCAUGAUACAGUUGGCCCUAUCAAGGCUGGGCUGGAUCUCGAGAUGCCAUUUCCAGUCUUUCGGGCAUCAAAACUGGUCGAAGCAGUUCAUUCCGGCGCCGUGACGGAAGAAGAGAUCAACAAUAGGGUGAAAAUGAUGCUCGAGCUGAGAAACAGGACACGAUCCUGCCAUGACCAAAAGCCCGAGCGAUCGGAAAUCCGCGACGAAGCCAACAAGCUCGCUUGGGAGAUUGCCACCAGUGGAAUUGUUCUUCUCAAAAACGCAAACAAGACACUUCCGCUCUCACCUGCGGACUGUCCAAAAAUAGCACUUAUCGGCGAAUUUGCUGCAGAUCCUGUUGUUACCGGAGGGGGAAGUGCAUCCUGUAUACCGCAAUAUCGGUUCUCGCCCUUGGAUAUCAUGCGACAAGAAUUCCCUUCCGUCAAAUGCGCACUCGGUGUCCGCACCCGUCGACUCAUUCCAAUAGCUCCAACAGAGCAGUUAAUCUCUGCUGAUGGACGCCCUGGCGUGGACAUUGAGUACUACGACGAAGAAUCGUCCGAGCUUCUUCUAUCUGAAUUCCAGGCGAGACCUCAUGUUUGGAUGCUUGGCCGGUUCAAGCCAGGGUUGAGAGUUCCAGGCUGCAAUCUACAGCUCACCACAAAGUUGAUUCCCGUGAGCACUGGUCGGCAUACGUUGGCAGUCAGGUGUACUGGCUCCUUCUCCUUGGCCAUCAAUGACAAGAUUGUCUUGACAGGUCCAGGCAAGGAUAUCUCUACAGAGCAAUUCAUCUUCAACCCCAUCCUUUUGGAGUCUCGUUUGCAGGCUUUUAUGGAGGCCGGCAAAUCCUACGACAUCCAUGUCAUCGUCAAGGGUCCCGAAGAACUUGCUGUCGGCGAACCGACCCCAUUUUCUGCUACGCUUUGCUUCGAGGAGUACCGGUCAGAAGAAGAGGCUAUAGCUGAGGCGGCGAAGCUGGCAAGCGAGUCAGAUAUCAGCAUCAUCUACGCUGGCCGCAGCGAUCAAUACGAGUCGGAAGGAUUUGAUCUUGAAGAUAUGCACAUGCCACUGAAUCAAACAGCCCUGAUAAAGGCUGUGGCUGCAGUCUCAAAGAAGACGGUAUUAGUUCUUCAUUGCGGCAACCCGAUUGACGUCAGCCCUUUCGUUGACGAUGUAGACGUGAUAUUAAACGCUCAUUUUCCCGGCCAAGAAGGCGCGAGAGCAGUCACCGACCUAUUCACUGGUAAGGUCUGUCCAAGCGGGCGCCUUGCCACAACGUGGUUUAAGACCCUCGAGGAUUGUCCAAGCUUCGAACACUUCUCACCCAAGGGCGUAGAAGAGGGAAGUAUCUACCUUGAAUAUAAAGAGGGGCUAGAAGUCGGAUACCGUUGCCGAGAUAGCCAAAGCCGAGUGAGGUGGCCUUUUGGCUUCGGGUUAUCGUAUACAACCUUCAGCUAUUCCGGGCUUAGGGCUACCGUCGACGAACAAUCGACAGUGUCGAAACUCAAAUGCCACGUUGAGGUUAAGAACACGGGUGCAGUAUCUGGAAAAGAGGUUAUCCAUCUGUAUAUCAAGCCAGCAAAAGAUACCUCAGUUUGGAGGCCUGAGCGUGAGCUUAAAGCGUUUACAAAAGUCUCGCUACAAUCAGGCGUAUCUCAACUGGUCAAGCUAGAGGUCGACCUUGAUGUAGCCUGCAGCUACUGGGACGAGAAUGAAGUGGCCUGGAGGAUGCAGCCAGGCAUUUACAAGGCGUGUAUAGCGGAUCAACAGGUGGAUUUUACCGUUCAUAAAGGCUCAGUUUGGAACCAUUUAUAA
Fusarium proliferatum ET1 is the source of this 2478-nucleotide messenger RNA. RefSeq lists its product as uncharacterized. Gene Ontology annotation, molecular function: hydrolase activity, hydrolyzing O-glycosyl compounds. Bases 1 to 2478 code for a protein of 825 amino acids. Gene Ontology annotation, biological process: carbohydrate metabolic process. NCBI's taxonomy places the organism in Eukaryota, Fungi, Ascomycota, Sordariomycetes, Hypocreales, Nectriaceae. The transcript is spliced from 3 exons. The record is from RefSeq and is a predicted model, not a curated record.